AUAUUCCUCAAAAUAGAACCUCAUAUUCCCCACCGCAAUUUAUCCUCUACACCCCUUUCCACACUAACACUCUUCUUCUAUUCUCCUAACCCUAAAUCCACCGCACAUCGUCGUCUUCUUUCAAAAUCACGAAACAGAAACACGAUAAUAGCUUGUACCUAGCCGCAGUAGAUCACCACCGUGAAGCUUUAAACACUUCGAAGCAAAUCCUGCGUAAUACGCCACCGUUUUGAACAAGGCGAAUCGCAAAAACGACGUCGUUUAUAAUCAGCUGAGGAAAAAAAGCACAAAGCGCAGAGAGAGAGAGAGAGAGAGAGAGAGAGAGAGAGAGAUGAGGGAGAAACAAUGUUGUUUGUGGAAUUUUUGUAUUUUCUUCUUUGGAUAGUGAAAGAUUCAAUUUUUUUUAAGAGAGGGUGCUUAUAAGUGAAAUAGAGAAAAGAACAGGGGUAAAAUUGGAAUUUGUAGAUGCAAACGGAGGCUAGGGUUGGAGUUGCGGUGGACGGUGGUGUGCGGAAGUUAGUGCAAAAACAACCGCCACCGCAACAGAUUGGGACGCUAUCUCAGCUCCUCGCCGGAGGAGUUGCCGGCGCUUUUAGUAAAACAUGUACGGCGCCACUUGCGAGAUUAACCAUCCUCUUUCAGGUUCAGGGGAUGCAUUCCAAUGUUGCAACUUUGAGAAAAGCAAGUAUAUGGAAUGAGGCAUCAAGAAUAAUCCAUGAAGAAGGGUUUAGAGCUUUCUGGAAAGGGAAUCUGGUUACAAUUGCUCACCGAUUACCUUAUUCUUCAGUUAACUUUUAUUCUUACGAGCACUACAAGAAGUUACUGAGGACGGUUCCUCAACUGCAAAGUAAUAAAGAUAAUGUCAGCGCAGACCUUUGCAUACAUUUUGUUGGUGGUGGGCUAGCAGGCAUAACUGCUGCUACGUCUACUUAUCCCUUGGAUCUUGUAAGAACGCGGCUUGCUGCGCAGACAAAUUUUAUCUACUAUAGAGGUAUUGGGCAUGCUUUACAAACAAUUAUCAAGGAAGAGGGAUUACUUGGGCUUUAUAAGGGACUUGGAACAACACUCUUGACUGUUGGGCCAAAUAUAGCAAUCAGCUUCUCCGUAUAUGAAAGCUUGAGAUCAUUUUGGAUGUCAAACAGAUCCGAUGAUUCACCUGUUGUUGUUAGUCUUGCUUGUGGCAGUCUUUCAGGCAUUGCAUCAUCAACAGAUACGUAUUCCUGAUAAUUUGCCUUUUGAUGUUUCUUGCAAUUGGGGUUUGCAUAUUCUUUUGAUAACUGCACCAAGUAUCUAACCAGACUGACCCCUAGAACCAGAGUCCAAGAUGGAGUUGUUAUUUUAUCUGGCAUUUGAGAAUUUAGUAAGGGAAGACAACAAAAGGACAUUUUUUUUCUGUUUUUCAAUAAAUUUAUUUUUGUCUUAAUAUCUUGCUGAAGUGAUCAUGUUCCCAAGUUUUAUUUUAUGACGUGUCUCCCCAAGGUAUGCAGCUGAUUCCGUCGAGGGAUGUCAUUUCUUGGAUGAACCUAUAUACCAUCCCUCGGUUACCAAAUGUGAGAGGUUUCCUCUUUGAGGUAUGCUUCUCACUUAGGUUACCUUCACCUAAUGUUUGGACGGAUAUCAAAAUUCUUCAGGACUUGUUGGCAUGUUUCUGAGGAAUCUGUUCUUACUAACCUAAUAGUAUGCUCAGCAAUAUCUUAAAUGAAGGAAAUUAUGGUAACAAAUUUUAAUAUAGUUGCUCAUGAUAAACAUCAAUGGAUAUCAGAAAUUGUUAAAAUAGAAAAGAACUAGAGUUCCUUAAAAGAAAUAGAAGCCAUAUAUUACCCCUUGGUAUUUCAUGUCAAAACUGUAUUCUAUAGACACUAACUUCAUGCAUACAAAACUCUAGUAGAACCAAUUUAUCAAUAGUAUUGUAAAUGUUUUGUGCCACCACUACCACAAGUCCACAACUGUAUGUUCAGGUAGGGAAUGUGGUUUUGCAUACUAGCAACUUUCCUCUCAAUCCCAAUACUGUUUACAUUUUCUCUCAUGUGUUCAGGAUUUGUUUUAAAUUUAAAUGCUGUUAUCAUAAGAGAGACUUGCUCAUCUAUACCUAUCUUGUCAAUUUGACAACAAAUUGUGGAGUCUUGUGGUUUCAGUACUUGUUUACUGCUGUCUUUCUUAGUCAUGACCUGUGAAUGUAAAUUUUUUAAGUGCAGGUUUUCAACUUUGUCAAAGAAACAGAAGAACCACUAUAAUAAUAAAUUAUGUUUUGUUUAUAUUGCUUAUUUCUUUCAAUCAUGUUUAAUUUUGAUAAGAUUUCUGGUUCUCACUUGAGUCAUUAUAUCAUAUUACCUAAUUUCGUGGUGCAUUGCACAUAAAAAGGGGUUUGUAACAGUGGAUCUCUUUUAGACUAGAAUGGAUAUGGUUCAAUUAUAUUUUUUAUCCUAUAUGCAGCAACAUUUCCCUUGGAUCUUGUCAGACGGAGGAAGCAACUUGAGGGGGCCGGUGGGCGAGCCCGUGUGUACAAUACCGGUCUUUUUGGUACGUUCAAGCACAUAUUCCGGUCGGAAGGUUUGCGUGGCCUUUACAGAGGAA
This is a messenger RNA of Vicia villosa (hairy vetch), 2574 nucleotides long. RefSeq lists its product as uncharacterized. The record is from RefSeq and is a predicted model, not a curated record. The transcript is spliced from 8 exons. The coding region runs from base 466 to 1224 and encodes 252 amino acids. Lineage: Eukaryota; Viridiplantae; Streptophyta; Magnoliopsida; Fabales; Fabaceae. Gene Ontology annotation, biological process: transmembrane transport.